AUGGCUUUUGAGCCAACACGAACACCCAUCCCAACAACGACUCCAUUCAAACUUGCUACAACUAAAACUACUACCAGUCGAAAUACCUUUGACAAUAUCAUCUCUAGUAAGACAAAUUUGAAAUCCACAACUAUGGCUGGUACUAGAACUACUGUGAGAUAUGAAACCACUGCUAUUAAUUUGAGAUCAAAUACUUCUGCUGCUGCUACUACCGUUACUACUACCACUACCACCACUACUGCUACUUCAAAAACUUCCAAUAUUACCAACAGAAUUACUACCUCGCGGCUGGAUAAUGAAAUUUACAACUGCAAAACCAGAAAUCCUUCUCGACAGAUCUGCCAACAAAAUAUAUCAAAUGCACGAAAUGUGGUGACUGCCACAUGCGGCUCUGCCCUCGAGAUUCUAAGUGGGGUCAGAGGAAUGAAAGAUGUGAAUGAUGGUGGUGGUGAUGAAAGGAUGAUGAAGAAACAUACACAAAUGAAUAGUUUCAUAACUGAUUUAAUUCGGAGAAAGGCAUUUGGAUUGAAAUCUAAGAAAUUGAUGUUGACGAGGAACAACAAGGGUUAUUUCACUGGCUAUCCGUUACACGUUUUUCUGGUCCUGGCAAAUGAGUUCUGCGAAAGAUUUUCAUUCUACGGAAUGAAGGGUGAGGUUUUUCAAGAUUAA
Helobdella robusta is the source of this 669-nucleotide messenger RNA. RefSeq lists its product as hypothetical. The transcript is spliced from 4 exons. The coding region runs from base 1 to 669 and encodes 222 amino acids. NCBI's taxonomy places the organism in Eukaryota, Metazoa, Annelida, Clitellata, Rhynchobdellida, Glossiphoniidae. The record is from RefSeq and is a predicted model, not a curated record.